AUGUCGCUGGAAAAUGACAACCGGCCGCGGGUCGACGGCUAUGUCCAACCUCAAAUGACCAAGAAGCCCCCUUUUUCCGUGGAAGCCUCUGGUUACGAGAAGAAAGAAGGCGAAACCAUCCCCCGGCGCCAUCCUCUGGCCAAAGAUCAACUCAUUGUUCAGCCUUCAGACGACGUCAAAACCGUAUUUGACAAUCUCAGACGGGCUGCUUCUAAGUUCGGAAAUGCCAAAGCCAUUGGAUCGAGAAGGAUCAUCAAGACCCACGUCGAGAACAAGAAGGUCAAAAAGAUCGUCGAUGGUCGGGAGCAAGAGGUGGACAAGAAAUGGACCUACUUCGAGCUCAGCGGUUACGAGUAUAUGACUUUCAUCGAGUACGAGAAGCUCGCCCUCGACUGCGGCUCGGGUUUGGCGCAUCUCGGAAUUUCCAAAGAGAACAAGAUGCACCUGUACGGUGCCACCAGUGCCCAUUGGCUUGCAAUGUCGCACGCUGCAGCUUCUCAGUCGAUCCCCAUAGUCACUGCGUACGACUCACUAGGCGAGGAGGGACUGAAGCAUUCUCUGAUCCAGACCGGAUCUGUUGCCAUUUUCCUGGAUCCCAACCUCAUUCCCACUUUACUCAGUGUCCUCGACGACGUGAAGAACCUCAAGUUUGUCAUCUACAACACGGAACCUGAGGUCAAGCAAGCGGAUCUCGACAAGUUGAAAUCCAAACACCCCGAGCUGAAAGUUCUCAGCUUUGAAGAACUUCGAAAGCUUGGUGUUGAAAAUCCCGUGGAUCCCGUGCCUCCCUCACCAGAAGAUCUAGCCUGUAUCAUGUAUACCUCCGGUUCCACUGGGCCGCCAAAGGGUGUUACCAUUAAGCACAAGGCCGUGGUUGCGGCAAUGGCCGGUGUGCAGACGGUUGUGGCCCCGUAUAUCGGACCGGCAGAUGCGUUGCUCACCUAUCUGCCUCAAUCGCACAUUUUCGAAUACAUGUUUGAAAACAUCUGCUUGUUCUGGGGUGGAACCAUGGGCUACGGCAACCCCAAGACUUUGUCUGACGCUUCAGUUCGGAACUGCAAAGGAGAUAUUCGUGAAUUCCGACCCACCAUUUUGAUAGGCGUCCCAGCCGUGUGGGAGAGCGUCAAAAAGGGCAUUCUUUCGAGGGUGAAUAGCGGCUCCUUCAUCGUCAGAAACAUGUUCUGGGGCGCCUUGUCUCUGAAACAGACUCUCCUGUCCAUGGGCCUGCCCGGUGCGGGUCUUUUGGAUGCCGUGGUGUUCAAGAAAUUGAAGGAUGCUACGGGUGGCCGUCUCCGCAUUGCCUUCAACGGAGGCGGUCCCAUCUCGGAAGAGACCGUCAAAUUCAUCAGCUACGCCGUCACCCCGAUGAUUUCUGGUUAUGGCCUCACUGAGACUUCUGCGAUGGGCUGCAUUCAAGAUCCUCUGGCCUGGGAUCCCUAUGCGUUGGGGGAUAUUACCGGAUGUAUUGAGAUCAAGCUGGUUGACUUUCCUGAUGCUGGCUACUUCUCGACAAACAAACCUCCUCAAGGGGAAAUCUGGAUCCGAGGUCCGUCGGUCACCGAAGGUUAUUGGGACAAUGAUAAAGAGACCCAAGAGGCAAUUACCGAGGACGGAUGGUUCAAGACCGGUGAUAUUGGGGAAUUCAACAUAAAUGGCCAUCUACGCAUCAUUGACCGAAAGAAAAACUUGGUCAAGACACUCAAUGGCGAAUACAUUGCCCUCGAGAAAUUGGAAUCGGCCUACCGUACGGCCCCCGUCGUCGGAAACAUUUGCGUUUUCGCUGCUGGAAACAAGGCCAAGCCGAUCGCGAUCAUCGUGCCGGUCGAAGCUACCCUCCAGAAGAUCGCAGCUGCCAAUGGCAUCCAUGGAGAAAAUCUAGAGGAGAUGGUUCACGAUGAAAAACUCAACGCAAUCGUGCUAAAAGAAGUGCAAAAGGCGGGCCGAGAGGCUGGCCUCUCUGGCAUUGAGAUCAUUGACGGCGUGGUUCUGGCUGACGAGGAAUGGACUCCGCAAAACGGUCUGAUUUCCCCAGCCCAGAAAGUUCAAAGGAAGAUGAUCCAGCAACGGUUCGAAAAGGAGAUUAAGCAUGCCUACGGAGACUGA
Molecule: messenger RNA, 2103 nt
Organism: Cladophialophora psammophila CBS 110553
Lineage: Eukaryota; Fungi; Ascomycota; Eurotiomycetes; Chaetothyriales; Herpotrichiellaceae
Product: long-chain acyl-CoA synthetase
Exons: 3
Coding region: 1-2103 (700 amino acids)
Biological process (GO): long-chain fatty-acyl-CoA metabolic process; long-chain fatty acid metabolic process
Cellular component (GO): plasma membrane; lipid droplet; endoplasmic reticulum
Molecular function (GO): long-chain fatty acid-CoA ligase activity
Source: RefSeq, a predicted model, not a curated record